Molecule: messenger RNA, 4090 nt
Organism: Schistocerca piceifrons (Central American locust)
Lineage: Eukaryota; Metazoa; Arthropoda; Insecta; Orthoptera; Acrididae
Product: neural-cadherin-like
Exons: 16
Coding region: 1-4008 (1335 amino acids)
Biological process (GO): homophilic cell-cell adhesion
Cellular component (GO): plasma membrane; cell-cell junction
Molecular function (GO): calcium ion binding
Source: RefSeq, a predicted model, not a curated record
AUGGCGGCCGCUCCCGGGCGCCGCCUGGCCCUCGCGGCGCUCGCGCUCCUCUCGCUGUGGGCGCCGUCGCUCGCCGCGUCGUCGCCGCCGCGGCGCCGCAGCGUCGCCGUGCUGGCCGACGACACGUACCCCGGCUACGGCGUGAAGCAGUUCGCGGCGCAGCCCGGCGCCUCCUACCGCCUGCUCGACACGGGCUUCUCGCAGUUCUUCGCGGUCGUGAGCGGCGGCCUGCUGAUGACGACGGCCGACCUGCACCCGCUGGUGGGCCGGCCCGUGUCGCUGGCCGUGCUCGAGGACGCGGGCAACCGCUCGAGCACGCACUCGCUGCAGCUGCUGGUGCUGGACCGGCGCGACAUGCUGCGCUUCCGCGAGGCGGCCGCGCCGGCGCGGGUGCGCGAGAACGCGCCGCCGGGCUCCGGCGUCGCCCACCUGGCGCUGGCGGGCGGCGCGGGUGGCCGCGUGCGAUACGCCAUCGUGGCCGGCGACCCCGGCGGCGACUUCCGGCUGGCGGCGGCCAACGCGACCGGCGUCGCCGUCGAGACGGCGCGGCCGCUCGACCGCGAGAAGACGCCGGCGUACAACCUGACGGUGGAGGCGGCGGACGGCCGCGGCGCCGACAGGGCCGUCACCACGCUGCCCGUGGAGGUGCUCGACGAGAACGACAACAGCCCCGUGUUCUCCAGCAAGGUGUACCGCUUCUCCGUGGACGUGGGCGGCCGCGCCUCCGACCGCUUCCGGACGGUCGGCAAGGUGGCGGCGACCGACGCGGACGGCGACCGCGUGGCGUACCGGCUGGCGGCGCCCAGCGGACUGGUCGUGGUCGUGCCGCAGACGGGGGAGCUGCUGCUCGCCGAGGAACCGCCCGAGGAGGACGUCGAGUACGAGAUCGCGGUCGAGGCGCACGACCUGCGGUCGCCCAGCCGCACCUCGCAGGCUCCGGCGCAGGUCUGGCUCCAGUUCAACGGGCCCGCCGACGACGACGGCGCGAACGAGGUGGCCUCCGAGGAGUGGUCGGAGCCGUCGCGCGCCCGCGUCCACCGCAUCGCCAAGCGGCGGGUGACGCGCGCCGUGCGGCCCACCAAGCGCAUCGAGUUCACCGAGGCGGACGGCGGCACCGAGGGGCGCGCAGUCUUCACCCUGGAGAAGGAGACCGAGCGGGAGACCUUCAAGAUCCGCGACGAGAACCCUUGGGUCACUGUCGAGCCCAACGGCGCCGUACGCGUCAAGAAGAAGUGGGACUACGAGGAGCUCGGCCCGGAGAAGACCAUCGACUUCUGGGUCACCAUCACCAACGCCGGAGGAGGAGGAGGAGUGAAAUACACGGACAACCAGCGGGUGAUCAUCCACGUGAAAGACGUGAACGACGAGCCGCCCUACUUCAUCAACCGUCCGCUGCCGAUGCAGGCGGUGGUGCAGCUGAACGCGCCGCCAAACACACCAGUCUUCACGCUGCAGGCGCGAGACCCGGACACCGACCACAACAUCCACUACUUCAUCGUCCGCGACCGCACUGGUGGAAGAUUUGAGGUGGAUGAGCGCUCGGGUGUAGUUCGAACAAGAGGAACCGACCCUUUCCAGUUGGACAUGGAGUAUGUGCUGUACGUUAAAGCAGAAGAUCAGAAUGGGAGAGUGGAUGAGCGACACUUCCAGUCAACACCUGAGGAAAGGCUGUCCAUUGUUGGUGGCAAACGUGCUCCACAAUUCUACAUGCCAUCAUAUGAAGCUGAGAUCCCAGAAAACCAGAAGAAAGAUUCUGACAUAAUUUCUGUAAAAGCAAAGUCCUUUGCAGACCGUGAAAUUAGGUACACACUGAAAGCUCAGGGCCAGGGAGCAGGCACAUUUAACAUUGGCCCUACAUCAGGCAUUGUUAAGCUGGCAAAGGAAUUGGAUUUUGAAGAUCUGAGGCAGCCCCAUGUUUACUCUCUGAUUGUGACAGCCACAGAAGAUUCUGGUGGAUUUUCAACAUCUGUAGAGCUUACAAUUCGAGUUACUGACGUUAAUGAUAAUGCACCAAAGUUUGAGCUGCCAGAUUACCAGGCUCAUAAUGUUGAUGAAGAUAUACCAUUGGGAACAUCUAUAUUGAAAGUUAAAGCUACAGACUCAGACUCAGGAGCAAAUGCUGAAAUUGAAUACUUGGUGUCUGAUGAUCAUUUCAGUGUUGAUUCAAGUGGUAUUAUUACCAAUAAUAAACAGCUGGAUGCAGAUAAUAAUAAUGCAUACUAUGAAUUUGUUGUUACAGCUAAAGACAAAGGUGAGCCAUCAAAAACUGGAACAGCAACAGUUAGAAUCUACACAAAGAACAAAAAUGAUGAAGAACCAAAGUUUUCUCAGCAAGUCUACACCCCAAAUGUGGAUGAAAAUGCAGGACCAAAUACACUGGUCACAACAGUUGUAGCUUCAGAUAAGGAUGGUGACAACGUUCGGUUUGGUUUUGUUGGUGGUGGGACCUCAUCUGGACAGUUUGUGAUUGAGGAAAUAACAGGUGUAAUUCGAUUACACGGGAAUGAGAUAUCACUAGAUAGAGACAAAUAUGAGCUUAAUGUCACAGCGAUGGAUGAUGGAUCAUGCUGUGUUAAUGGUGAUAGCACAAUUCAUACGAGCACAGCAGUAGUUGUUGUUUUUAUAACAGAUGUCAAUGAUAACAAACCAGUAUUCAAAGACUGUGGUACAUAUGCACCAAAAGUAGAGGAAGGAGCUCCUAAUGGAAGUCCUGUUAUAAAGGUACAUGCAACAGAUGAGGAUAAGGGUGUCAAUGGGCAAGUGAAGUACUCAAUUGUUCAACAGCCAAACCAGAAAGGUACAAAAUUUACUGUUGAUGAAGAAACUGGAGAAGUAUCUACAAAUAAGGUGUUUGACCGUGAAGGCGAUGAUGGAAAAUUUGUAUCUGUAACAGUAAAGGCAACAGAUCAAGGUGAACCUUCACUGGAAGGUGUCUGCUCAUUCACAGUUGAAAUCACUGAUGUUAAUGACAAUCCACCUUUGUUUGACAGACAGAAAUACAUUGAAAAUGUCAAGCAAGAUGCAAGCAUUGGUACCAACAUUUUACGUGUCUCAGCUUCUGAUGAAGAUGCUGACAAUAAUGGUGCUAUUGUUUAUUCCCUGAGUGCUCCAUAUAACCCGUCAGACUUGGAAUAUUUUGAGAUUCAACAAGAGUCUGGCUGGAUUGUUCUGAGGAAGCCUUUGGAUCGAGAGACAUACAAGUUGGAGGCCAUGGCUCAAGAUAAAGGAUACCCUCCCUUGUCCCGAACCGUCGAAGUCCAAAUAGAUGUUGUGGACCGUGCAAACAAUCCUCCAGUGUGGGACCAUGUUCAGUAUGGGCCCAUCUACAUUAAAGAAAACAUGCCAGUUGGUGCAAAAGUUGUGUCCGUUAAAGCCAGCUCAGGCAUAGAUGGAAAUCCAACUGUAUUCUAUCGUUUAAUGCCUGGAUCUACAGCUCAAACAAAUAAGUAUCAUACGUUCUACCUACAGCAAAGAACUGAUAAUGGAUUUACUUGGGCAGAUAUAAAAGUAAAUCAUCCACUUGAUUAUGAAUCAAUUAAGGAGUACAAUCUCACCAUACGAGUUGAGAAUAAUGGAGCUCAACAACUAGCAUCAGAGGCUACAGUCUAUAUCAUGCUAGAAGAUGUAAAUGACGAAAUUCCUUUAUUUACUGAGAGAGAGCAAGAAACUGUACUUGAAGGAGAACCUAUUGGAACAAAGGUCACUCAGGUCAAUGCGAUUGACAAAGAUGGGACUUUUCCUAAUAACCAGGUGUACUACUACGUCGUGGACUCGCCCAGGAACGAAGGCAAGGGUUUCUUCGAGAUCAACGAGCAGUCUGGAGAGGUGUUCACCAAAGUGGUGUUCGACCGCGAGAAGCAGGGCGCCUACGCGUUGGAGGUGGAGGCUCGAGACGGUGCGCCCUCGGCUCGUCCCAACAGCAACGGACAGCCCAACUCUGGUAAGUCUAGCUGUGUGACAUAUGGGGUGACAGCUGAGAAGGUAAGAUGUGCUGUUUCAUUAACUUGAAGCGCUUCUAUAUUAGAGCAUUUUUGGAUGCAUUUUUUCAUCAGUUUGUAUCGUUGCGACUUAUUGCGCCAUACAUGAACAG